AUGCCAAUUUCUAUCUCAAUCACUAGGUACUCUUCGUUCUUGAUUGCACUCAAAACCCCUGAUUGUUCACUGAAAAGGUUACUCCUUUUCAGCACAUUUUCUUCUGUAGCAGCUGAAAAAUUUCUGACCCAUUUGCAAAAAGAUGAGUCCAACGUUGAGAAAAACCUCGACUCAGUGAGCGCCAAGCUGGAUUCUCGAUGCAUCACUCAAGUGUUAGAAAGGUGCGCUAUUGAUAAACCCAAAUUGGGUGUUAGAUUCUUUAUUUGGGCUGCACUUCAUCCCACCUAUAGACAUACUUCCUAUAUGUAUGAAAAAGCUUGUAAAUUGCUGGAUGUUGAGCGAAACCCACAAGUUAUUACUGAUGUUAUAGAUGAAUACAGGGCUGAAGGUUUUGUUGUUAGUGUCAAGAUGUUUAAGGUGGUUUUGAGUUUGUGUAGAGCAGCUAAAGAUGCGAACUUGGGCUUAUGGGUUUUGAGAAAAAUGAAGGAGUUUAACUGUAGGCCGGAUACCGUGUCUUAUAAUGUGGUGAUUAGACUACUUAUAGAGAAGGCAAGGUUAGAUGAGGCAAUGGGCUUGAUAAGAGAGAUGGGUUUGAUUGAUCUUUAUCCUGAUAUGGUUACAUAUGUUUCAAUUAUUAAGGGGUUCUGUGAUGCAGGGAGGUUAGAGGAUGCGGUUGGAUUGGUAAAGGUUAUGAAAGGGCAUGGAUGCGUGCCAAACGCUGUUGUCUAUUCGACGCUCCUUGAUGGAAUGUGUAAACAUGUGAGUUUGGAGAUGGCACUGGAGUUCUUAGGUACAAUGGAGAAAGAAAAUGGGGAAUCUAAGCCAAAUGUUGUAACUUAUACGACUAUGAUAAAGGGCUUUGUUGAAAAAGGGAGGGCUAUGGAGGCAUUGAAGGUUUUGGAUCGAAUGGAUAGUUCUGGAAUCAAACCAAAUACUGUGACUUUUGUUGCUAUUCUUGAUGGAUUUUGCAAAGAAGGGCAUCUAGAGGAGGCUUAUAAGCUAAUUGAUAAAUUUAGUGGAGAUGAACUUCAAUAUGAUGAGCUAUAUAGUAUGCUUGUCAUGUCGCUAUUGAGAGCUGGAAAGCAUAAGGAGUCAGAGAAGACAUUCAGGAUGAUGUUGGCUCGAGGAAUGAGACCGAGUGGUUUGGCAUCAAGUAGAAUCAUUAAAAGCGUAAUUUCAGAGGGUCGGGUGCUGGAUGGAUUUAUCUUGUUUGAUGCACUUAAAAAGUCUGGAGAAUUGCCCGCCAUUGAUUCUGAUGUUUACUCAGUACUGUUGGCUGGACUAUGUGAAGAAAACCAUUUUACAGAAGCAGCAAAGCUUAUUCAUAUUAUGGUAGAGGGAAAACUUCAGAUAAAAUCUUCUCAUACUGAAAAAAUAAUCAAACAUCUCAAUAUUUCAGGUGAAAAUGAUCUAGCUUCCAGUGUUUCCAGUAUUAAAAGAUAA
Molecule: messenger RNA, 1443 nt
Organism: Sesamum indicum (sesame)
Lineage: Eukaryota; Viridiplantae; Streptophyta; Magnoliopsida; Lamiales; Pedaliaceae
Product: Tetratricopeptide repeat (TPR)-like superfamily protein
Molecular function (GO): protein binding
Source: RefSeq, a predicted model, not a curated record